CACCAAGUGAAAAGAGUGAUGACCAUCCUUUUUCUUACUAUGGUUAUUUCAUACUUCAGUUGCAUGAAAGCUGCCCCAAUGAAAGAAGUUAGCCUCAGAGGACAAGGCAGCUUGGCUUAUCCAGGUCUCCGGACACAGGGAAAUCUGGAGAGCAUGGGCGGGCCCAAUGAUGCCACGCGAGGGUUGACAUCUUUGGCAGACACUUUUGAGCAUGUCAUUGAGGAGCUUCUGGACGAGCAGGAGGUCAUCCAGCCCAGCAAGGAAAACAAGGAUGCUGACUUGUACUCGUCUCGGGUUAUGCUAAGCAGCCAAGUGCCUUUGGAGCCUCCACUGCUCUUUCUGCUUGAGGAGUACAAAAACUACUUGGAUGCUGCAAACAUGUCCAUGAGGGUCCGGCGCCACUCUGACCCCGCUCGCCGUGGGGAGCUGAGCGUGUGUGACAGUAUCAGCGAGUGGGUAACAGCGGCGGACAAAAAGACUGCAGUGGACAUGUCAGGGGCAACGGUGACAGUCCUGGAAAAAGUCCCAGUACCCAAAGGUCAACUGAAGCAAUAUUUUUACGAGACCAAAUGCAACUCGAAGGGUUAUACGAAAGAGGGCUGCAGGGGCAUAGACAAGAGGUACUGGAACUCCCAGUGCCGAACUACCCAGUCUUAUGUGAGAGCUCUCACCAUGGAUAAUAAAAAGAGAGUUGGAUGGCGCUUUAUAAGAAUAGACACUUCCUGUGUUUGUACACUGACCAUAAAAAGGGGAAGAUAGUGGAUUCAUGUUGUAUAGAUUAUAUUGAGACAAAAUUUAUCUAUUUGUAUAUAUACAUAACAGGGUAAAUUAUUCAAGUAAGAAAGAAAAUAAUUUUAUGGACUGCAUGUAUAAAUGAAGUUUAUACAGUACAGUGGUUCCACAUUCUAUUUAUUGAACAUAUCCAUGACCUAAAGGGGAGCAAAAGAGGGAGAGAAAAAAAGAUAUCCAUUUGCGCACAAUUUUGAGAGAAAAAAUAUUGCAUUCCAUUCCU
Messenger RNA from Varanus komodoensis (Komodo dragon), 1012 nucleotides. It is a transcript of the gene BDNF, whose product is annotated as brain derived neurotrophic factor. The record is from RefSeq and is a predicted model, not a curated record. Gene Ontology annotation, biological process: positive regulation of peptidyl-serine phosphorylation; memory; nerve growth factor signaling pathway. Bases 19 to 759 code for a protein of 246 amino acids. Gene Ontology annotation, molecular function: nerve growth factor receptor binding; growth factor activity. The transcript has a single exon. Lineage: Eukaryota; Metazoa; Chordata; Lepidosauria; Squamata; Varanidae.